Toxorhynchites rutilus septentrionalis is the source of this 1538-nucleotide messenger RNA. RefSeq names its product BTB/POZ domain-containing protein KCTD9. Bases 138 to 1226 code for a protein of 362 amino acids. Gene Ontology annotation, molecular function: protein binding. The transcript is spliced from 2 exons. Gene Ontology annotation, biological process: protein homooligomerization. NCBI's taxonomy places the organism in Eukaryota, Metazoa, Arthropoda, Insecta, Diptera, Culicidae. The record is from RefSeq and is a predicted model, not a curated record.
AGGCAAAGAUUGACGGACAACAACAAAAGAAACCAUUGCAGAAGUCACUGUGGCAAAGACUUCAUUGCACAACUAUUUUGCUUGAAUCACCUUCAUUUGUGUAGUAAAAUCGUUCUUAUCUUGUGCAUUCGGCAGUGAUGAGCUCCAAAAAGCUUGCGUCUUCAUCCAGUAAUCGUUCGAUCGAUGAGUGUCGUCCUUCUACCUCCGGAUGCAGCUCUAAACAAUCGAAUUCCUGUUCAUCACCAGCUAAGGACAGCUGCGGCUCUUCCAUUAGUAGCGCUAAGAAGUCGAUUCCGCUGGAACCUACUCCUUCCAAAUGGGUUAGUCUAAAUGUGGGUGGCAAAGUGUUCACCACUACGCUCAGUACGUUGCAGAACAAAGAGCCGCGCAGCAUGCUGGCCCGUAUGUUCGCCCAGGAGGACGCGAUGUGUCCUAGUGACACGGACAGCCGGGGUGCCUUUCUGAUCGAUAGAAGUUCGCAAUAUUUCGAGCCAAUAUUGAACUAUUUGCGCCACGGACAGCUGAUUUACGAUGGCCAUCUGAGUCUGGAAGGAAUUCUCGAGGAGGCUAGGUUUUUCGGUAUCGAUGGUCUAAUUCCGCAGCUGGAAAGUCUGGUGCAGCAACAGCAGGCAGCCACAAUGGAGGAUUUGCCACUGACGAGGCGAGAUGUAAUUAGCGCUCUGAUUAAGACGUCCCAAAUGACUGAGCUACGAUUCCAGGGCGUUAAUCUUGCCGGAGCGGACCUGCGAAAGCUAGAUCUUCGUCAUAUCAAUUUUAAGUAUGCCUGUCUGCAGCGAUGCAAUCUCUCGCUGGCAAAUCUGAACUACUGCUGCCUGGAGAGAGCCGAUCUCAGCUUCGCUAAUUUGGAAGGUGCUCAACUGCUUUCCGUGAAGGGUCUCUGUGCCAACAUGGAGGGUGCCAAUCUGCAGGGAUGUAACUUUGAAGAUCCCACCGGGGUGAGGAGUAACCUGGAGGGGGUCAAUCUGAAGGGGGCUUGCCUGGAGAAUAGCAAUAUGGCUGGCGUCAAUCUGCGGGUGGCGAAUCUACGGAACGCCAAUCUGAAGAACUGCAAUCUUAGAGCCGCGGUGCUUGCGGGGGCCGAUCUGGAGCGCUGCAAUCUGUCUGGCAGCGAUUUGCAGGAAGCGAAUUUACGGGGUGCUAACUUCAAAGAUGCCCAACUGGAACUUAUGCUCACGCCUUUACAUAUGUCGCAAGCAAUCCGUUAAAUACUCGGCGGAGUUGACGAUGAUAAUGUCUGCAUUACUGAGAGAAUUAUAAAAUAUAAAUAGUCGUUAAAAACCUAGUUCCGGGUAGAAGUUACUAUAUGUAACUGAAAUUCAAGCGGUUAGAAGACUGUAAAGAACUUGCUUUCGGUUGAUACCAAUGUAGGGCACCAUUUUGCACCCUUAAAGUCGUGUGCAUUUAUUUAUUUGCAAUAAUUAUACAUAAUCACUGGUAAAUAGAAAAUAUAUUACAACUGUAGCUAUUACAGUCUGACUUGAUUACAGUUAGGCAGAGCGAAUUUAUGACGGUCAAUA